AUGCGCAGGCUGCAGGUCGCACUCAUCAUGCUGUGCUUCCGUCGUGAUCCGGCAGGAAUCCACGGGGAAGUAAGCUGUGAUCGCUGCUGUAUCUCUCAUGCCCAGCUGGGAUAUUCGAAAGAUUGCUCUCCACCCGGUGUCAACACCGGUCCAGGGUACACGGUAAGCAAAUCGACAGAGGAUAACGAAGGUGUGAAGCAACUCCCCGUACCGGAGUAA
Molecule: messenger RNA, 219 nt
Organism: Sparassis crispa
Lineage: Eukaryota; Fungi; Basidiomycota; Agaricomycetes; Polyporales; Sparassidaceae
Exons: 2
Coding region: 1-219 (72 amino acids)
Source: RefSeq, a predicted model, not a curated record